AAUUUCGGUGUAUUAGGUCAACCAAUUGAUAAACGUCAAUAUGGAGGCAAUAAAUUGAAAUUUAUUGUUAUAUAUAGAGAAAGUAUACAAAAACAUCCUUUAUUCGGUCAAUUCAAACCCCAUGUAGUAGAAAAGGCGAUAGGUUUUUGGGAAAAAACCUUAAGUGUCAGAAAACCACCAAAUAGGAAAUUGCUAAUUAAUAGAGGGUGUACUGAACCAGUCUUUUAUACAGAUGGUAAAACAGGUAAAAAAUUCUGUCAAUCAGAAUGUAAACGACAAGCUCUGUGCUACGACCAUCCAGUUCCAGAUCAAUAUGCUACGGGAUGUGCUGUCGGAAGAGGAGGUAACGACAUACGAGAUGUUUAUCAAGAUGGUGCAGGAUUCGCACCAAAUGAAUAUGUGCUGUUUGUAGAAAGUGAGAACAAGAAGAGUUGUACAUCCGGUUCAACAUUAGCUUAUGCUGGUCCUUGUGAAAUGCAUCCCACAACUGAUAGACCAAUAAUGGGAUCGAUUAAUUUCUGUCCACAAAAAAUGGAUAUCCAAGAGCCUGGGAAAACAAUGUUGAUUGGUACAGCUAUUCAUGAAUUGGGACAUGCUCUGGGAUUUGUAAAAUCAAAUUUCGCAUUAAUGCGUGAUCUCAAUGGUAAUCCAAGAACACCAAGAGAUCCUAAAUCAGGCAGGCCACCAUUGAAUAAACAAGGACAAUAUGAUGCAAGUGAAAAUACAGUCAAACUUAUCAACCGUCCGUGGGUUACAGCUGCUGGACAAUUUUCCAAACCUUUCUUAUCGUUUGUUACACCAGCCAUACUUGAAGAAGCACGCAAACACUUCAACUGCCCUAAUUUGGAUGGACUUGACAUAGAAAAUGAAGGUGGAGCAGGAACAGUCGGUACACAUUUUGAAAAGAGAGUGGUUGGUGACGAAACAAUGGCUGGUGUUACAGGAGUGAAAACUGUACUAUCACGGCUUACAUUGGCAUUUUUCACAGACUCUGGUUGGUGGGAUGUUGAUUAUUCAUUGGCUGAACCAUGGUAUUAUGGAAAGAAUUUAGGUUGUAGUUUUGUCAUGGAAAGUUGUUAUGCAUACUUGAUGCGAAUGAAACAAGCGUGA
Messenger RNA from Schistosoma turkestanicum, 1110 nucleotides. The record is from the annotation of a GenBank genome assembly. Lineage: Eukaryota; Metazoa; Platyhelminthes; Trematoda; Strigeidida; Schistosomatidae.